AUGCAUUCACACGUGUAUUUCCAUCUGCACACGUGCGGUCAGAUCACAUUACGAAAGGAGCGCCGUGAUUCCACGUGUGAACCGCAGCCUCUGGAUGACAUGAUUAACAGUGUGACUCUCGGUGAAAACAAGGGAUUAGUCAAGGAGAACCUUUGGGUCAGGAGGGGGUUUAUGCUUCUGGUUGUCUCCUGCUGGUCCGAUGCGGUGUGCCCUCUCCAGUACCAACGUGUGUGGAAAAGCCAAGUCGAGCACCUCCGGAAUCCAUUUUUUCAGGAAGGAGACCAUCUGCGCCUUUCCGAUUUGGUUGCUGUCUGCUUAGCCCAGGAUCCUCUUCAUGACACCUCCACCUUCAGGGUCGGUUUCGCAACCAGUUCAAGGUCAAAUGUCACUGAGGCUAUCGAUGUCACCUCCACGUUUACGGACAUUUUGCCAACCAACCAAGCGUCGACUGAGAGCCAGACUAUCUAUGAGCCUCCCGUCCCAUCAUUGUCCUUGAAGUCACCUUGGUUGGAAGUCUUCCCGUUUGAGAACGUAGAGCUUCGUUGUAGCAUCAAUGACAGCUCAGACUGGAGCUUCAUUUGGUACAAAUCUGGGAAUCUGGUCCAAGAAACAGACCCAAAUUUCUCCUUUAAUUUAUCGUCCGGUGCGGUGCUGACGAUCGUUGCAGCGUCUCCAGCAUACUCCGGAAUGUAUCGAUGUCAAGGUCAUCACAAAGUCAAAGGCAAUUCCAUUAACAGUGAACCACUUCACUUGAAAGUCCACCCAAACAAACCCAGUCCAACUUUGACCCGGAAUCCAAACCUGGAACUCAUGUACCCGGGAGAAUCGGUUACCUUCCGAUGCAGGAUUCAGAUCUCAUCCGGUUGGGAUUAUAUGUGGUAUCAUAAUGACCAGGAAAUCCAAGAAUCCAAUACUUUUAGAGUGGAUUCUUUGGUACCAUCCGAUACUGGACGGUACCACUGCAAAGCCAAGAGAGGAAAAACUCCUUUCUACUCGGAACCGAGUGAAACAUCUACCUUGCAGGUAUCUGAACCACCAACACCGACUCUGAAUCAUGUGACUUCCUGGUUAGAUGUCUUUGAAAACGAGACCGUGGAGCUGACUUGUGAUAUGAACAGCUCUGAUUGGACGUUCGCUUGGCGCAGAAACGAAAAGCCACUCCCGAAAGACCCUGCGCUGGAGUUAAGCGCAGGAGGGUCUCUUCUCAAUAUCACCUCAGCUUCCCAAGUUUUCCAAGGAAAAUAUGCUUGCAAAGCACAACACAAAUCCAGGAAUGUCACCACUGCGUUCAGUAACACUGCAAUUGUUCAAGUUUAUGAAAACACCCCAAAACCAUCACUGAGCAAAGAUCCCGUCUUGAACUCCAUGUACGUCGGAGAAAACACAACGUUCACCUGCAAAGUCGAUGUGGCAAAAGCUUGGGUGUACCGAUGGUACAAAGAUGGAAAGCAGCUUAACGCCACGGAUCGAACCCUCCAAAUCAACCACCUCAGUCCUCACCAUGCAGGGACUUAUCGGUGCCGGGCCACCAGAGGACAAAGAACAUCAACUUACUUAAGUGACCAGAUGACUCAAGAUGUUCUUGAAAUUCCUGUUCCAUCUUUGUCCCUCGGCACUGAAUGGGUGGACGUGUUCCCUACUGAGAGCGUGACACUGAGCUGUGAAAUAACAAAAACUUCUGAUUGGAUGUAUACGUGGCAAAGGGACGGUCAGGCGAUCCAAAGAGAUGCCGGUGUGUCUUUGGGGUCGGAUGGACGGACUCUGUCCAUCGUCUCUGCUUCAUCCCAUCACCAAGGACAAUACAGCUGCUCAGGAAAGCUGAAAAGCAGAUCUGUCAGCAGCGAUUCUUCAUCUGGAGUAGAAAUCCUUGUCUAUGACCACAAACCCCAAAUAGUUCUGGUGCAGGACCCCAACUAUAUUUUAAUGCACGAUGGCGAUUCAGUCUCCUAUAGCUGUCAUGUCAAUGUCUCCUCCGGAUGGGAAUAUCGCUGGUACAAAGAUGACGCUCCACUUCCUGUAUCUGGAAACAACUACACCAUAAGUCCUGUCUCGGUAAGAAACACCGGAUCAUACCAAUGUCAAGCAAUAAGAGGGAGAACCAGCGGUAUCUAUCAGACGCAGCAAAGUGUGCCUUUAAGGCUCCAAGUUGAAGAGCGUCCGUCAGCAAAUAUCGUCGUCUUAACCGGCUGGUCUGAGGUCUUCUCCACUGAUAGUCUGGUGCUCCAGUGUGAGGUCAAAGGAAGUGAGGACACAUGGAACUACACAUGGUUCAGGAAGGGGGACAGGAUUGGGAACUCAUCUUCGGACAAAUACACAGUUACACCCCAAAACGACCCGGAGCAGAGUCAAUACACUUGCCGGGGGAUUCGAACCGGGAGACCCGCUUACUCUUCAGAAAGUUAUUCUCUCACAACAAAGAAUCUUUUGUUGAAGAGGCGGGUUCUUCUUUCAAUAUCCGGGUGUAUCCUCUUUGGAAUUGUCGCCGUUUUCUGCGGAUGCGUUAUUCUAAAAAUUACCAGGAAAACAGAUGACAAUGAAGAUAGGCCGGAGGACGGCGAAAUGUUCCUCACCAUGGCUCAGCUGAAGGAUCGAGUUGAUGUUCCUUGUCUAUUGGUUGAUUACAUCACAGAUACAGAACUCAAUGCGCCAGCAAAAGAAAGCGAGGACAUUAUGUGCAGUGAAACAACGCAGCUACCUGAAAUCAAACAGGAAGACCAGGCCGUGACAACGGAGAGCACUGACACACCAAAGGAAGAUGGCGCUCUGCUUUCCUUUCAACGCUGAACCCCCCCCCUUGACCAUGCAUGCAUUUCAAUUUUAAAAAUCUAUGGAAAAUUGGGUAGUCGAAAUAGAAAAGUCAAACUAUUUAACUCUUGGUGGUGUCAAUAAAAAGUCAAAUAGCGAGUUUGUUUGCUGGAUUUUGGGGGGUAUUCUAAAUAGUAUAUUGUUUUUUUUAAUUGAAAAAUGGCAAUAAAAAAAUUUGAUAUUGAUAAAUUUUUUGAUAAAUUUUUUUAACAAAUUUUUGGAUACAUUUUUGAUAAAUUGAUAAAUUCAUUUCAUCCUGCCUGUAAAUAUUCUCAUUCAUCCAGGUCAUUGAAUCGAUAACAACUUAUCAGACUCGAGCUGUCCUAUCUAGUCAUACUACAGCUGUCCUAGGUUCUCAACGGGAGUGACCAGGAUAGAUAGGAUCAGGAACAAGUACACUUAAUAAGAACAUUACAUGUUAGAGACCCUAGAGAGAGAGAGGCCAGACUGAUGGUUGGGAACUGGAGGUAGCAGAGACGAGGAUGCUGAGGUUCUCAUUGGGAGUGACCAUGAUAGAUAGGAUCAGGAACAAGUACAUCAUAAGAACACUACAUGUUAGAGAACUGGGAGAGAGAGAGGCCAGACUGAUGGUUGGGAACUGAAGGUAGCAGAGAUGAGGAUGCUGAGGUUCUCAACGGGAGUGACCAGGAUGGAUAGGAUCAGGAAGGAGUACAUCAGAGGGACAUUACAUGUUAGAGGCCUUGGAGAGAGAGGCCAGACUGAUGGUUGGGAACUGGAGGUAGCAGAGACGAGGAUGCUGAGGUUCUCAUUGGGAGUGACCAGGAUGGAUAGGAUCAGGAAGGUGUACAUCAGAGGGACAUUACAUGUUAGAGACCUUGGAGAGAGAGAGAGGCCAGACUGAUGGUUGGGAACUGGAGGUAGCAGAGAUGAGGCUGCUGAGGUUCUCCACGGGAGUGACCAGGAUGAAUAGGAUCAGGAACAAGUACACUUAAUAAGAACAUUACAUGUUAGAGACCUUGGAGAGAGAGAGAGAGGCCAGACUGAUGGUUGGGAACCGGAGGUAGCAGAGAUGAGUCAGCUGAGGUUCUCAACGGGAGUGACCAGGAUGGAUAGGAUCGGGAACAAGUACACGUUAGAGACCUUGGAGAUAAAGUCAGUUAUCGGCCAGACUGAGACGGUCGGGACAUGUCCAGAGGAGAGAUAGUGAAGAUAUCGGUAGAAGGUAGGAGGCGUAGAAGAAGACCAAAGAGGAGGAGGUUUAUGGAUGUAGUGAAGGAGGACAUGGAGGUAGUCGGUAGUCGAGAAGACAGGGUUGGACGGAGGAGAUUGAUUUGCUGUGGCGACCCCUGAAGGGUAAAGCCCAAAGAGAAAGAAGAAGAAGAAGAAGAAGAAGAAGAAGAAAAAGUGUAUUUUUUAAACGUAAACACACGGUUCCUCACAUAAACAACAGAUAGAUUAUAUGGAGGACCAAAACUGCCAAAAUAAUAAAUAAAUAAAUAAAUAAAUAAAUAAAUAAAUAAAUAAAUAAAUAAAUAAAUAAAUAAAUAAAUAAAUAAAUAAAUAAAUAAAUACAUAAAUAAAUAAAUAAAUAAAUAAAUAAAUAAAUAAAUAAAUAAAUAAAUAAAUAAA
This is a messenger RNA of Doryrhamphus excisus (bluestripe pipefish), 4395 nucleotides long. NCBI's taxonomy places the organism in Eukaryota, Metazoa, Chordata, Actinopteri, Syngnathiformes, Syngnathidae. The record is from RefSeq and is a predicted model, not a curated record.